UACUGGCUGUAGAGGAGUGGCUGCAGGUUCCAUCACAAGCUGAAGAGCAGCCUGCCAGGCACCCUUCCUGUGAGCCCGGGCAGCGACGAUGACCUGCCCUAGGAUCACCACUCCCUCUACGUGGACGUAAUAACCACAUAGAAGUACCUGCAAAAUUGGGCAGUGGCCGCUUACAGUUCCAGGUGGAUAGAAUGCACUGUGGCUGUGUCCCCAGCUCGUACUGGAUACCAGGUUUGGCUUUCCCGGACUGGGCGUACAAGGCGGAGUCCAGCCCAGGCUCCCGCCAGAUCCAGCUGUGGCACUUCAUCUUGGAACUGUUGCAGAAGGAGGAGUUCCGCCAUGUCAUUGCCUGGCAGCAGGGGGAAUACGGAGAGUUUGUCAUCAAAGACCCGGAUGAAGUGGCCAGGCUGUGGGGCCGGCGGAAAUGUAAACCUCAGAUGAACUAUGACAAGCUGAGCCGGGCACUCAGGUAUUACUACAAUAAAAGAAUACUGCACAAGACAAAAGGAAAGAGAUUUACCUAUAAGUUCAACUUUAGCAAGCUCAUCUUCAUUAACUACCCAAUGAUAGACAUGAGACGUCCUACGCCGCCCGUUCUGGUGGGGAGCAGUGUGUGCCGCUCAGCCGUGCCGCCAUGUGGUCCUCACUGGGAGGUUCUGCAAAACUCCCUCCUUGCACAAAAGCUGUUAGCCGAUCAGCUCGCUUGCUGCAGAUCAUUCCAGAACCCAAUGGACUAUGACGGCACCUCAGAGAAGAAGGAGCCGGGGACUGGGAGGUGUACCUUGGUACCCACUCCCUGUUAUUCUGGAACCUGCUGCCAUUUCGGCCGUCUCCACGUGCCAGCCUCCACCGCCGACAGCGACAGUCCACCUCCUCGCUCCGGCCAGUCCCCCUAUUUAUCCCCUCAAGGUGGUCUGCCAGGCUCGACGGAGUGGCAGUUGUGUGCUAGCCAUUUGUUCCACCAAGGUCAGACAUUCAUGUCUUUGGAAGAGAGGAUCCAAAGCCUUAGUCAACGGGGACUACAUGGCAGACUAACAGGGGUAAACCUCUGCCAUCCUUUUUUGGGGCAAAGGAUAAUGCCACCCAACCAAACCCUGCCCAUGCCAUCAACAUUGAUGGCAGCUGAACCUCUGAAAGAGCCAUGCCAGGCUACUUCCACUGUGAAACCUGAACCAGAGAUUACGUUUCGGUCGUUAGAGGAGGAAGAGGAGGACAAGUUUCAGGACUUUGGUGGAAGUUCCAAGGUUUCUCUGAGCCUGUCUGAAGGCCACAAUGUAAGGAGUAAGAGGCUCUCUGACAGCGCAGAUCUCACCUGCACAAACUGGCUGCUGAGGCCUGCCUAGCUUCUCCUAGCGAACAGCGCCACCUUGUGCUCAUUUCUAGGUAUACAUUAUGUAUAUGACUCUCACCAAUCUGUGACAAAAGGAAGGUAUGCUUAGUAUUAGAGCUCACCGCACCAAAGGAUUUCAUUGCCUCAGUGACUGUAUACAGAUGUCAAUUGUAUAUUUGUAAGUAAAACAAAUGGUAAUAAAACAUACAUGUGAAAAUCUCCCAUUGCAUAUAAAUAUAAAGCUUUGAGAACAAGGGUAGGAAACGGUUUUCUCAUUCGGUGACAAGGGCUCGAAAUUACAGCCAAAAUAUUCCAGAGAGCUGACAUCACUGCAACAUAUGGAAACAACCUGCAGAAGUAAUAGGCACCAGAAAUCUUCCUGGCUUCCCGUCCCUCUGAGGUUUUUUAUGCUAAUUUGUCUGGGUUAUGUGCUGCACAGGGGCAGGGUUUUCAUGUUACCUAUAUACAGUAUUUAAUUAGUGUGUUGGGGAGAUCUCUGUUUUAAAUAUUUUGUACUGUUCUGUUUUUCAUUGUGCGUAAUUGCAGUUUAAUAAUAGCUAAGACUGACUCACCGCUGUGGCUGUCGGACUGAAGACAAUAGAGAGCUCCCAUGCAGCCCGUUGAGGGUACCUAUCACCAGGAAACCCCCUAAGUGCUGAGAAAAGCGUCUGUUACUUCUGUCUGCGCUAGCAGAACCUGGGAGGAUUGUUUCCGACAACCUGUGUGGAGGAAGUUUUGGGGCACCGAUUUGUGUGUGUUGUAGGGAGAAGGGUGUUGGGUAUUUGGAAACCCCUGCUGUGUGCACCACUGCUACAUUUGGAAUGUUUACUACCACAGCUGCCUCUCCCUUAUCACAGUGCAUAAUGUCCUGUCAUAUUAAAGAUGUAUACUA
Molecule: messenger RNA, 2222 nt
Organism: Pseudophryne corroboree (corroboree frog)
Lineage: Eukaryota; Metazoa; Chordata; Amphibia; Anura; Myobatrachidae
Product: ETS translocation variant 3-like protein
Exons: 6
Coding region: 192-1343 (383 amino acids)
Biological process (GO): cell differentiation; regulation of transcription by RNA polymerase II
Cellular component (GO): nucleus
Molecular function (GO): DNA-binding transcription factor activity, RNA polymerase II-specific; sequence-specific DNA binding
Source: RefSeq, a predicted model, not a curated record